GAAAAUGGGAGAAAGUGGUCUCUUCCAGCCAAUGAGAAGUUAGCCCGGAACUCUCCUAACGCCUCUCAUAUUACAGCAGCAAGCAUGGGGAAGACUGGGACACCGGGUGGAAAGAUCAACAGACCCAAAACAGAGCUGGGCAAGAAGCUCUAUAAGCGGCGGAGGAAUCUGACCCGUGAGAAGAGGAGGAGACACAUCAAGGUGGGAGCUGUGGUGGACGAAGGACUCACCACCAUCCACCAUCUCAGGAAGAGAAACUCCAGCCCCAGAGCCAACAUCACUCUGUCUGGGAAGAAGAAACGCAAGCUGCUCAAACAGCUGCAACACAUGAAAGCAGAGAAGGCCGCUAUGGAAGUUGAGGCAGCAACAAACAAGACGAAGGCAGCAGCACCAACGAAGGCAGCAGCACCAACGAAGGCAGCAGCACCAACGAAGGCAGCAGCACCAACGAAGGCAGCAGCACCAACGAAGGCAGCCAGAGGCCAGAAAGGGGGUGUGUCCCAGGGGGAUGUGGACAUGGCAGAUAUGGAAUGAGAAGAGGAUGGAGAGACUGUUCUGUUGGCCCCAUGCCAAGGCCAGACCGGGCCCCGUAUUUAGACCAGGCCCCGUAUUUAGACCAGGCCCCGUAUUUAGACCAGGCCCCGUAUUUAGACCAGGCCCCGUAUUCAGACCAGGCCCCGUUUUCAGACCAGGCCCCGUUUUCAGACUGGGCCCCGUUUUCAGACUGGGCCCCGUAUUCAGACUGGGCCCCGUAUUCAGACUGGGCCCCGUAUUCAGACUGGGCCCCGUAUUCAGACUGGGCCCCGUAUUCAGACUGGGCCCCGUAUUCAGACCGGGCCCCGUAUUCAGACCAGGCCGCGUAUUCAGUCCAGGUCCCAUAUUCAGAUCAGGCCCCAUAUAUAUGAAUAUGAUUUUAUGGGCGGGGGGCUGAUCCUGGAUCAGUCUUAGCCUUUUAUACCUAAUUAAUAUGAUUACAUGGACAGGGGAGGCCUGAUCCUGGAUCAGUCUUAGCCUUUUAGACCUAAUGAAAAUGAUUACAUGGACGGGGAGGCCUGCUCCUGAGCCAGAGAGUGUUUGUGUAUCUGAAUGCCGUCAUUGUAAAUAAGAAUUUGUUCUUAACUGACUUGCCUAGUUUAAAUAAAAUAAAAAACAGACAGAA
Oncorhynchus kisutch (coho salmon) is the source of this 1159-nucleotide messenger RNA. It is a transcript of the gene c4h11orf98, whose product is annotated as chromosome 4 C11orf98 homolog. The record is from RefSeq and is a predicted model, not a curated record. The transcript has 4 exons. The coding region runs from base 85 to 534 and encodes 149 amino acids. NCBI's taxonomy places the organism in Eukaryota, Metazoa, Chordata, Actinopteri, Salmoniformes, Salmonidae.